CUCCAAGGAGGGGCUUCAACGUAAUUCCGCUUCACAUCAUCCAGCUGUUCACGCAUUUACCAACACCAUCAUUGCCCCUAAUUUUACCAAAAAGCCCCUAGGGUCCAAUUUCCAGCUCUGCAACUGCAUGCAUGCCAUCACAAUUUCACAGCACACACUCACUGUAUCCUCCUCCUAAUUCCGUGAUUCAAGUAUUCAAUUCAAUCUCAAACAAAUUGAAAAGGAAAUCAAACGGAAAAAGAUUUCGACGCCGGAGAAAAUAAAAUAAUAGAGGUUUAACCGCCGGCGAUGGAAACCAAAACGGAGGAAAAUGAAGGAAGGCUUUUAGUGCUUAACAAGAUGUUUUAAGUUUUAACUUUUCCGUAAGCCUUUGUUGACCGAGUCAAACAGCUCGCCGUCACCUUAAAGGAACAACACAACUACCGGUGCGGCGUUUAAUUACGACGUCGUUUUCUCAAAUAGCUCAAGUGUUGUUGAAUUUCGCCUUGUGAAUUACGGUGGAUCUGUCACUCGUUUCAAUUCUGAGUAGGGAUCGGAGGGCGUGAUGGUAUCGAGAGGGCUGUUCGGUUGGUCCCCGCCGCACAUACAGCCUCUCACUCCGGUGUCUGAGGUUUCGGAGCCGCCGGAGUCGCCGUCUCCGUAUAUUGAUCCCGGUGCCGAGACUUCGGCGUCGCAGCAGGUUGAGGUGGAGGAGGAGAUCGAGGAGCCGGAGGAGGUUGAGCCGCCGCCAGCUGCCGUUCCUUUCUCCCGCCUCUUCGCCUGCGCCGAUCGUUUUGACUGGUUCCUUAUGAUCCUCGGCUCCCUCGCCGCCGCAGCUCACGGUACCGCUCUCGUCGUUUACUUGCAUUUCUUUGCCAAAAUCAUCCAUGUUCGUCAGCAAGAUGACCAGUUUCACAGGUUCAAGGAGCUGGCUUUAACCAUUGUUUAUAUUGCUGGGGGAGUUUUUGCUGCUGGCUGGAUUGAGGUUUCAUGUUGGAUUUUGACCGGAGAACGGCAGACUGCUGUUAUCAGGUCAAAAUAUGUUCAAGUAUUGCUUAAUCAAGAUAUGAGCUUUUUUGAUACUUAUGGGAAUAAUGGAGAUAUCGUGAGUCAAGUAUUGAGUGAUGUGCUGCUCAUUCAGUCUGCACUUAGUGAAAAGGUUGGGAAUUAUAUUCAUAACAUGGCUACAUUCUUCAGUGGUCUUGUUAUUGGUUUUAUCAAUUGUUGGCAGAUUGCAUUGAUAACAUUAGCUACAGGUCCAUUUAUCGUUGCGGCAGGAGGAAUAUCAAAUAUAUUCCUUCAUAGGCUUGCUGAGAAUAUCCAGGAUGCAUAUGCUGAAGCAGCCAGCAUUGCUGAACAGGCAAUUUCGUAUAUAAGGACCUUGUAUGCAUUUACAAAUGAAACUCUGGCUAAAUAUUCAUAUGCAACAUCACUGCAAGCUACUCUUAGAUAUGGUAUAUUAAUCAGUCUUGUUCAAGGGCUUGGUCUUGGAUUUACAUAUGGGCUUGCAAUAUGUUCUUGUGCAUUACAACUCUGGGUUGGAAGGUUCUUGGUUGUGCACAGAAAAGCUCAUGGUGGUGAAAUUAUAACAGCUUUGUUUGCUGUGAUUCUAAGUGGCUUGGGAUUGAAUCAAGCGGCAACGAAUUUCUACUCAUUUGAUCAAGGGCGAAUAGCUGCUUAUAGAUUGUUUGAGAUGAUAAGCCGGUCAUCCUCAUCUUUUAAUCAUGAUGGCAGUGCCCCUGCUUCAGUGCAAGGGAAUAUAGAGUUCCGCAAUGUUUAUUUCAGUUAUCUUUCUCGUCCUGAAAUCCCUAUCUUGAGUGGGUUUUAUCUCACUGUUCCUGCUAAGAAAGCUGUGGCACUUGUUGGCAGAAAUGGCUCUGGCAAAAGUAGUAUUAUUCCACUCAUGGAGCGAUUCUAUGAUCCUACAUUAGGAGAAGUUCUUUUAGAUGGUGAAAACAUCAAGAAUUUGAAACUGGAAUGGCUUAGAAGCCAAAUUGGACUGGUCACCCAGGAACCUGCAUUGCUCAGUUUGAGUAUAAGAGACAACAUUGCUUAUGGGAGGGAUGCAACCAUGGAUCAAAUUGUAGAGGCUGCUAAAAUAGCUCAUGCACAUGCGUUUAUCAGCUCGUUAGAUAAAGGUUAUGACACUCAGGUUGGGAGGGCUGGUAUAGCUUUGACAGAAGAGCAGAAAAUAAAACUAUCUGUUGCAAGAGCUGUGCUUUUGAAUCCAUCGAUUCUUCUGCUUGAUGAGGUUACUGGUGGACUUGAUUUUGAGGCUGAGAGGUCUGUUCAGGAGGCCCUUGAUCUACUUAUGUUGGGACGCUCAACAAUAAUAAUUGCUCGAAGGCUUAGUCUCAUACGUAAUGCUGAUUAUAUAGCUGUUAUGGAGGAAGGUCAACUUGUUGAAAUGGGUACUCAUGAUGAGUUAUUAAGCCGGGAUGGCUUAUAUGCAGAGCUUCUUCGCUGUGAAGAGGCCACAAAACUUCCCAAAAGGAUGCCUAUUCGGAACUACAAGGAUGCUGGAGUUUUCCAAAUUGAGAAAGAUUCUUCAGAAAGUUUGAGAGAACCAUCAUCCCCCAAAAUGAAUAAAUCACCCUCUCUUCAAAGAAUUGCUGGAGUAUUUCGGCCUUCGGAUGGCUUCUUUAACUCACAAGAUUCACCAAAAGCACGGAGCCCACCACCUGAGAUGAUGCUAGAAAAUGGUGCAGAUAAGGAGCCAUCGAUAAAAAGGCAGGACAGUUUUGAAAUGAGACUGCCAGAGCUGCCCAAGAUUGAUGUCCAGUCUGUGAAUCGACAAGCAUCAAAUGGUUCCGACCCGGAAUCCCCUAUUUCACCUCUAUUAACGUCUGAUCCUAAAAAUGAACGCUCUCAUUCCCAGACUUUUAGUAGGCCAGAGAGUCAUUCUGAUGAUAUGUCAGUGAAAAUGGAUCUAACAAAGGAUGCACGACAUCGGGGGCAACCCUCACUUUGGAGGCUCGCUGAGCUUAGUUUGGCUGAGUGGCUUUAUGCUGUGUUAGGAAGCACGGGUGCUGCUAUCUUUGGUUCUUUCAACCCACUUCUUGCUUAUGUUAUUGGCAUGGUGGUGACGGCUUACUAUAGAAUUGAUGAGGCAAAUCACUUGCAGGGGGAAGUAAACAAGUGGUGCUUGGUCAUUGCUUGCAUGGGCGUCGUGACAGUUAUUGCCAACUUUUUGCAGCAUUUCUACUUUGGCAUUAUGGGGGAGAAAAUGACAGAAAGAGUCAGGAGAAUGAUGUUUUCGGCCAUGCUACGCAAUGAAACUGGAUGGUUCGAUGAAGAGGAAAACAGUGCUGACAAUUUAUCCAUGCGCUUGGCGAAUGAUGCUACAUUUGUUCGAGCAGCUUUUAGCAAUCGACUUUCAAUAUUCGUACAGGACAGUGCUGCAGUUAUUGUUGCUUUUCUCAUUGGUGUUUUGCUCCAAUGGCGAUUAGCACUUGUGGCUUUAGCAACACUUCCAGUUCUUUGUAUCUCUGCAUUUGCACAGAAACUGUGGCUUGCUGGCUUUUCAAGAGGUAUACAGGAAAUGCACAGAAAGGCUUCUUUGGUUCUUGAAGAUGCUGUUAGAAAUAUUUACACAGUUGUUGCAUUUUGUGCUGGUAACAAGGUUAUGGAGCUCUACAGGCUGCAGUUAAAUAAGAUAUUUAUGAAGAGCUUUCUUCAUGGAGUGGCCAUCGGUUUUGGAUUUGGUUUUUCGCAGUUUCUACUCUUCGCUUGCAAUGCCCUUCUACUUUGGUACACAGCAACAUGUAUAAAUAAUGGAUAUGUGCAUCCACCUACUGCACUCAAGGUGUACAUGGUUUUCUCGUUUGCUACAUUUGCACUUGUGGAGCCUUUUGGCUUGGCUCCUUACAUACUUAAACGACGCAAAUCUCUCAUAUCGGUGUUUGAAAUUAUAGACCGUGUACCUAACAUUGAUCCUGAUGAUAGCUCUGCAGUGAAGCCUCCCAAUGUAUAUGGAAGCAUUGAAUUGAAAAAUGUUGAUUUCUGUUACCCUUCUCGGCCAGAAGUGUUGGUCUUGAGCAAUUUCAGUUUGAAAGUCAAUGGGGGACAAACAAUUGCUGUUGUGGGAGUUUCUGGGUCUGGAAAGAGCACUAUAAUAUCUUUGAUAGAAAGAUUUUAUGAUCCAGUUGCUGGGCAAAUUUUUCUAGACGGGAGGGAUUUAAAGCUAUAUAAUUUAAGAUGGUUGAGGAGCCACCUUGGUCUGGUUCAGCAGGAACCUAUUAUUUUCUCAACCACUGUAAGGGAAAACAUCCUAUAUGCCAGGCACAAUGCCAGUGAAGCUGAGGUGAAAGAGGCCGCAAGAAUAGCAAAUGCUCAUCAUUUCAUUAGCAGUUUGCCUCAUGGUUACGACACACAUGUUGGGAUGAGAGGUGUUGACUUAACUCCAGGACAGAAACAGAGAAUUGCAAUUGCUCGGGUAAUUUUGAAAAAUGCACCUAUCUUAUUGUUGGAUGAAGCCAGUUCAUCUAUUGAAUCUGAAUCAAGCCGAGUGGUGCAAGAGGCUCUGGACACACUAGUCAUGGGGAACAAGACCACUAUUUUAAUAGCGCACAGGGCUGCAAUGAUGAGACACGUAGAUAACAUUGUAGUCCUUAAUGGAGGAAGGAUAGUGGAGUCGGGAAGCCACGAUUCACUGGUUGCAAAGAAUGGCCUGUAUGUCCGAUUGAUGCAACCUCAUUUUGGCAAGGCAUUGCGUCAGCAUCGGCUCAUUUAGAAUCAGAGUGUAUGAUGCAAGUAAUUGCAGCUAAGGUUGAUUGGUGAGUUUUAUUUCACAUUAUGCUUGACAACGACUGGUGAAUACUCCACCUCUUGAAAUUUUUCAAGAAUGUCAGGUGGAGGUUUGCAUGUGGCAAGAACGGGAACAAUGAAGCUUAAAUUAGAACUAGGCACUGAUAGUCAUAGAAAGGAGGAAACUGUAGCAGGAAUAGAUGUGUAGAAUUUGAAAAUAGGAGUUCGGUUGGUACGAGGUUUCUGAGCUGUAUGCAUAUUCUUUUGGAGGCAAGCUGUUUGGACUGGCAGUGUUGUCUCCAUUGGUAUAUUGAUUUGUUUCUUAAAAAGAGGAGAGUGGUGGAAUCAACGCUGAUUCUUCUUAGUUGGGGAUCUAUAGCGUGGAUAGAUGAUAAACUUAUUCAUUAAUCAUUACUGUAUUCUUUUUCUUGUUUGUGAAAAUUAUAUAGAAAAUUCAGUCCAUGAGUUGUAACCUCUGUACAUAUAUAGUGAGAGUUUAGAAAAGCUUUCUCUUUUGCUGGUUUACUUAA
Molecule: messenger RNA, 5255 nt
Organism: Arachis stenosperma
Lineage: Eukaryota; Viridiplantae; Streptophyta; Magnoliopsida; Fabales; Fabaceae
Product: ABC transporter B family member 20
Exons: 11
Coding region: 545-4711 (1388 amino acids)
Biological process (GO): transmembrane transport
Cellular component (GO): membrane
Molecular function (GO): ABC-type transporter activity; ATP hydrolysis activity; ATP binding
Source: RefSeq, a predicted model, not a curated record